Penicillium brevicompactum is the source of this 1509-nucleotide messenger RNA. Its product is annotated as C1 family peptidase. Gene Ontology annotation, biological process: proteolysis; L-homocysteine catabolic process; response to toxic substance. Lineage: Eukaryota; Fungi; Ascomycota; Eurotiomycetes; Eurotiales; Aspergillaceae. Gene Ontology annotation, molecular function: cysteine-type aminopeptidase activity. Bases 1 to 1509 code for a protein of 502 amino acids. The record is from RefSeq and is a predicted model, not a curated record. Gene Ontology annotation, cellular component: cytoplasm. The transcript has 3 exons.
AUGGGAGCCGCCGCUUCUCAACCCUUGCCGCUCAGCGAGAAACCUUCCCCGAUCAAGAGAGAGGCAAGCGAGCCGGACACGAGUGAGAAGUGCUCCAGCGACUCUCUUGACAAUAUCACAGCCCUGCCGCUCUACCCAGUUCAAGAACGAGCCAUACCUGUGACGACUGAUCGCGUCCAAGAAUGGAGCGAUACUUUGCUAAGCGAUCCAAAGAACCGCCUGGCGAUUGCAAGUUUCGCUGGCCACUCUUUUGCAGAUAUACUCAUCAACAAUAAUGCCCUCAACCGGGACCAACACAUCUUUAAUCUCACUGUACCAGUGGAAGGCACUCCAAUCACGAACCAGAGGUCUUCCGGACGUUGCUGGCUCUUCGCAGCGACAAAUAUUUUCCGUGUCCCGUUGAUCAAAGCCUAUCAGCUGAAGGACUUCGAGCUCAGUCAGGCGUAUCUGUUUUAUUGGGACAAGAUCGAGAAAGCAAAUUGGUUCUUCGAGCAGAUCAUCAGUACUGCCCAUGAAGAUCUUUCCAGCCGGUUGGUACAGAAACUAUGCGAAGACCCGGUCACUGAUGGUGGUCAAUGGGAUAUGGCAGCCAACCUGGUGCAAAAAUACGGAUUGGUUCCCCACACAAUUUAUCCAGAUGCAUAUCAUGCGCAGAAUAGCGCGAAGAUGAACUGGCUUCUCACUGCAAAGCUGCGAGAGCAAGCUUUGGUCCUUCGCCAACAGGCAAAUAAAGGCUCGCACUCUCUAGCUGCUACCAAAGAGAAAUUUUUGGAAGAGAUACAUUCUCUAGUGACUCUCCUGUUGGGACCUCCACCAAGCCCUCACAAGAAGUUUGUUUGGCAAUUCUCAGACGCCAAUGGAACAGCCCGUGAGGUGCAGGUGACCCCUAUUGAAUUUGCCCAGCAGGCCUUCAAGCCUCGGUCGAUCUCUCGGAGUCAUCCAAGUGUCAGUACCAGCCGAUUGUUCAGUCUGGUGAAUGAUCCACGGCACGAGUUCAACCGGCUGUUGACGAUUGAUAGACUGGGGAACGUGGUGGAGGGAAGACCCAUCACCUACGUCAACGUAGAUACCUAUACCCUCAAGGCUGCCAUCAUUGCAAUGCUCAAGGCUGGACAUCCAGUCUUUUUCGGCUGUGACGUGGGCAAAUCCUACGAUCGUGACCGCGGAGUCUUGGAUGCCGAUCUCACUGAUAUCGCGCUUGGAUUCAAUGUCCCGCUGAAAAUGAACAAGGCCCAGCGGGUCGCCAGUGGGGAGUCCUCAAUGACCCAUGCCAUGGUCAUCACUGGGGUGCAUUUGGAGGGCGAGAGGCCGGUCCGGUGGCGCGUGGAGAAUUCGUGGGGCGAAGAUGUUGGACAGAAGGGAUGGUUCGUGAUGACCGACCGAUGGAUGGACGAGUAUACUUUCCAGGCUGUCGUUGACUUCAACUUUGUUCCGGCCAAUGUGCAGGCUGUCCUUGAGCAAAGCCCGAAGAUUUUACCCCGGUGGGAUCCCAUGGGAGUGCUUGCUUAA